Messenger RNA from Nilaparvata lugens (brown planthopper), 1005 nucleotides. Its product is annotated as Ca(2+)/calmodulin-responsive adenylate cyclase-like. The record is from RefSeq and is a predicted model, not a curated record. Bases 1 to 978 code for a protein of 325 amino acids. NCBI's taxonomy places the organism in Eukaryota, Metazoa, Arthropoda, Insecta, Hemiptera, Delphacidae. The transcript is spliced from 7 exons.
AUGACAUCCUCGACACUUGACAUCCUCGGAAGGACUGAUCCCAGGAACCAGAACAUAGGCGACUGCCACACUGCAUCCUGUGCACAAGUUGCUCAAGCGCCACCAUUAUCACUUGCUUGGUGUCACAUCACUCAGUUCAUUUGGCUCUCCACACAAGCCUUGGUGACACAUCUUCUUGCAAACGUUUGCGCUUUAAACGUGGGCACACGCACAACUACAGUUGGCAGCAUUUUAGGGUCUCCACUAUUAUUUCAUUCAGUGGCACAGAUCACACACGGUCUGCUGGAGGACGAAAAUGGAACUACUAGUAGGCCGCUGUUGAGCAGGUUGGAACCUGAUGAAAGCGAAGAAGGAGAUGAAGAUGAAGAAGAGAGAGAGGCCAACAAAUUGUUUGAGGAGGAGGAGAAGAGGAUAGCUAAGGAAGUCGCAAGACAGGAGGCAGAAGUGAAACGGCUGUUGAAAGAAAGCUCUCGAAGUCUGGGCGUUGAUUCAGAGUGGAGUGAAGAAGAUGUGUGUGAUGUGGAAGAAGAAGAGGAGGAGGAGGAGGAAGUGGAAGAGGAGGAAGCUGCUAGUGAACCGCUGUUAGCUGGAAAAGGAGGAGGAGGUAAGAAUGAGGAGGAGGAGGAGGAGGAGGCAAGUGAUGAGGAGGAGGAGGAGGGGGUAGAGGAUAGUACAGGAUAUACAACGGAUGACCCAGCUCUCGAGAAUAUAUCCAUGAUACAUGAGGCCGGCCUCACGGAUGCUGAAGGUGCGCUGAGCGAUGUGAACUCGGCGUUCGAAGCGGGGCUGAUGGGUGGCGUGAGGAGGGGCUGUGGUGAAGGAGGAGGAGGAGGAGAUGAUGAUAAUACGUCUCUCUCCUCGCGGGCCUCGUCGCGGGUGUUUGGCGACUCGGACGCCAUGAUGAGUCUGGAUUCGCUCAGUGCCCUCUAUGACAGCGACAACUAUGACAACUGCUGCUAUGCUGACGAUCUCAGGUAGCUGGCAAACUAAAUAUCAGACAAUACU